UCAUCGCCAAUAGAGUUGAUCUACACCCUCAAGCAAUCCUUUUUGUAUAUAAUUUUUUCAUUAAUUCUCAGACUAUCUUACACACGUAGAUUUAAGUUUAUUUAUCUCGCCAAAACAUGGAAUCCUGCUGCAGAAUUUGCCGCAGAAUGGAAUUAGAAAAAUCGCUUUCGUUGGAUUUUCUGGCAGACACGACGGGGGAAACAAUUCAGUAUAUGAUUUUCUCUGUCACAGGACUAAUGGUCGAUAAAUCCGACGGUAUGCCCUACCAAAUCUGUCUUCUCUGUAUGGGAAGCCUCACGGUAGCAUACGAAAUGAAGCGACUAUGCGUCGAAUCGGACGCUUACUUUCGCAAGCGGUCGCCGAUAUUGAUACUUCCCGUGGCAGUUCAUUUAGUGAACGAUACUACGGAUACUACCAAUCAGACGAAUGCCGAUAAUGUAGAAGCACCGAGUUCUCCGUUAACUAUGGAGAUUAAAAUUGAAGAUGAAACAGUUGUGGAAGAUGCAAUAUACGAAGCUGUUGAAAAUCAUCAAUUGCCACACUCACCGCAGAAUAAUUCGGAACAGAAUUGGAACAUAGCAGUCAAUAUGAUGUAUUGUUGUUUUCCAAACUGUUCGGUUGGUUAUCCGUUUCAGGAAUUGCUGGUGGAACACGCCCGCCGGGAUCAUAGAGCCGAGAGAGAAGCAAAUAGUCUAGGUUGUCCUGAUAAUUGCUUUUUGUGCAUAACUUGUGGGCGAGGAUUUGAACAGGAAGCUGCAUUGCUUUAUCAUCGUAAACAACCGGCACCUAUUGAAACGGCGGACGCGCAAGAUUCCCUAGAAUUGCACAGUACUGCGCAAAAAGAUUGCAGUGAACAAAAUGUCCAUGCGGUGGAUUCCUCCGCCGAUUCUAAUGGUUUAAUUAUAGAUUUAGUUGAAAAUGAUGAAGAUGACGAAUCAAUUAGCGUAACCAACGCUGAUUUCAAAGCAUUGGGAUUUACGAUUGUAUGUUGUACUAACAUGUUUCUUUGCUGUUUAAAGCAUUGUAGAAGUAGCUUCGACACUGUGGAACAAUUGAAUAAGCAUUUCGAAAAUAAGCACUGGGAAACAAGAACACGUAAUGCUGUAACAAGUGAUCAGGCCGUAAGAUGCGCUGCUUGCUUUCUUGCAUUGUCAUCUCGUCAUGAUCUUCAGGCACACCAAGAGGCGAACGACCCAAUCUUUCGCUGCAAGUGCAACGGUUGUGGUGAGUUUUUCAAUUCGAAAAAGUCGGCCUACCAACAUGCUUGUAAAAAAGUUCGACAAAACAAUACAGUUAAGACCAAAAAAACAACUUCAAGAAAAAAAUUAUCAAAAAAAGCCCUUAAUAAAAAAGGGGCAAAUGAAGAAUACGUAAAAACUUCCAAAGGAUAUACAUGCCUAAUUUGCAAAAAAAAUUUCACCUUCUUGUCUACACUUACCAUGCACAGAUCCCAAUCCCACAACCGCCAUCGAAUUAACAAAGGGCCGGCGCGUGCUACAGAAGCAGAAGUUUCGUCUGCCUUGGAACUGUCAUGCGGGGAUAAUCUAGGUGAUAGCAGACAUGAAAAAAGCUACACUUGCCGUUGGUGCAGCACGACUACCAGCGAUGUAGACCAUCUGGUCAAUUGCUAUCUCAACAGUAAAAAGCCUAGAAACGAAGCUGCGACCAACAGGAAAACCAAACGAAGAAAACAAACUACCGACAAAAUAUCGUCAAGCAGUGAAAACACUCGCAAACCUUCCACAAGACGUCGGUCUGCCAAAGAUGAGCAGAAGAAAGCAAUGGAGGACAAGGAAAAAGAAACAGCAAUGGCGAAAGCCCUCCAAAUAGCGUUUAAAAGGUUCCAAUGUGAUGUUUGUGCAGAAUAUUUUGAGUACAGGUUUUUACUAGACGGACACAAAAAGACUCACACCGCAUAGCUGGCUUCGAUGAUGUAAACGAGGGAAAUUGAAUUUAUGCUAACUAAAAACUGCAGACAUGCAGAUCCAAGAACAAAAUCUCACUCAAAAUCACUGGUAGUCAAUUAGACCGAUACUCGCUUCAAACCGACAUAUGUUGGUAAAUGGUAAAUUUCUUUAGUAAUGAAUUAGAAUAUUAGACUACACAGUUUGCAACUUUCUCUUUUUUCGAAACCUGUAGUUUAUUCUGUUUAAGAAUAAAGUAAACUGCCAUACUGCGUGAAAUUACCUAGUCAUCCGAA
Molecule: messenger RNA, 2200 nt
Organism: Wyeomyia smithii (pitcher-plant mosquito)
Lineage: Eukaryota; Metazoa; Arthropoda; Insecta; Diptera; Culicidae
Product: zinc finger protein 184-like
Exons: 3
Coding region: 117-1919 (600 amino acids)
Biological process (GO): regulation of transcription by RNA polymerase II
Cellular component (GO): nucleus
Molecular function (GO): zinc ion binding; DNA-binding transcription factor activity, RNA polymerase II-specific; RNA polymerase II transcription regulatory region sequence-specific DNA binding
Source: RefSeq, a predicted model, not a curated record